GCGAAUCGUCGGCUGGGAGCCGGUGAACCGAUCGCUGUCUGCGGGACAAAUUGAUCAAGUUCUCAUGGGUCACUGGGUGUGAACACGACCGACAAUUUCCCAUCGAUCUGGGCUGAGAGAUUUAUUGGAAGAAAAGCCCACAACUGGAAGAAAACCACAACUGAAGAUGAGGGAACAGCAACAAUGAACCAGCCCGAGGACUGAGAGCACCAACCGGAGAGAACUCUUCUGAAUCACAGUUUCCAUUGAUUCACUCAGGAGAAAGUUUGGGCAUCACCAGCAGGUGGGGCUGUCCUGCACCGGGACCAAAGUGUACACAAGACGACGACAAUCAACAGUCAGUCAGAAUCAGAAUGGCUACAGGUGGGUUUUGGUUAUGGAAAGUAUUCGGGAGGUUUUCACGAGGCCGCUCAUCGAGGGGAGAUGAUCGGGACACGGGAAACAAGGUACCAGAGCAGGGUCAGAUUGAGAGCAAUGUCCCAAUGGAAUGCGGUCCGGCCGCAGCGGAAGUGGAGCAAAUUCAGCCCAGAGACAGUGACGACAGAGACACUGAUCAGGACCCUGGAACCGGUACAAGUGAGGCGACUGUCUGUCAGCUCGGAAGUUCAUUAAAUACGGAUUUGUCAAGUCCCCAGCAAGGAACGGAUCCCAAACAUACAAUCUCAGAUGUCCUGGCACAGUUCGACGAUUAUCAACUGCUCUAUCUGACAAAUUUCUACAGGAAGGGACUGAAACCUGCAAUGGAAGAAGGAAUAGAAGGACUCAGCUUGAAGUUGAGACAGGAGCGACAUUUUAGUGAACUUGAACACGAGAAAGUCACUCAGCUCGUGGAGAGGGGAAACCGGACGGAGAGUUGUACACUCCUCCUCAGUCUGGUGAUGGAGAAAGGCACCCAGGCCCGGAGGCUAUUGUGGGAAUCCUUUGUGGAAAUGAGGAAGCAGUUACCGAAGUUGGAGAAGAUACUGAAGGAAAUCCAGGAACUCGGUCUUGAUCCAUUUGAAAUCACGAAUAUCACCGGAGGCUUUUCUGAGUUAUCCUCGCAACUGAAGGAUGUUCAACAGAAACACAAGGAGACUCUGCGGGCACAAACUGAAACACUGAGAGUGAACACGAUCCUGAUGAGGGAGAAGGUGAAGGUUUCCCAGCUGGUUGAUCGAUACGCUGAGCUCACGGUCAUUUCUACUGUUCGAGAUCGGAGACUGGUGGAACAUGAGCUGCUGGCAAGAGGCAGAACCCAUGAAAAAUUGAGAAAGAAACAUCUCCAUGUAGAGCUGGAAAAAAUCCGGACGGAUCAGCUGAUCCAAAGCAGCUUUUCCCACAGUAAUUCCAAAGCAGGGAGUUCAGCUGCAGUGGCCGGAGUCGCGGGGAUCGGCAAAACAACAAUGGUACAAAAGAUUGUUUAUGACUGGGCCACGGGGAAAAUAUACCAACAGUUCCAGUUUGUCUUCAGUUUCAAAUUCCGAGAGUUAAACACGAUCAAUUGUAUAAUAAACCUCUCGAACCUGGUGCUGUUUUUCUACCCUUACCUGAGGAAUGUUCUAGAAACACUGUGGAAGAACCCAGAAAGUUUGCUGUUUAUAUUCGAUGGAUUGGAUGAAUACAAGGACGGAAUCGAUUUUGCUGACAGUCGGAGAAACACAGAAUCUCAGUACGCUUGCACGGAUCCUGAAUUCCAGUGCAAGGUGUCUGACAUUGUGUACAGUUUAAUCCAGCACAAGCUUCUCCCAGGGUGUUCAGUGCUGGUGACCACCCGUCCCACUGUGUUACAUUUAUUGGAAAAGGCAGAGAUCAGUGUCUGGGCUGAAAUCCUGGGAUUUGUUGGUGAGGAACGGAAAGAAUAUUUCAUCAAGUAUUUUGAAGAUCAGACGGUGGCAGCAGCUGUUUUCAAACACGUGAAGGAGAACGAGAUCCUGUACACCAUGAGCUACAACCCCUCCUACUGCUGGAUCCUCGCUCUGGCACUGGGCCCCUUCUUCACACGAAGAGUCAGGGACCCGCAGCGAAUUCCCAAGACCAUUACCCAACUAUAUUCCUACUAUAUUUGCAACAUCCUGAAAAACCACGGCCGUGAGCUUGAGAGACCCCAUGAUGUGUUACUCAGGGUAGGUCAGAUGGCCUUCAGAGGAGUGUCCGAGCAGAAGACUGUAUUUACAAGUGAAGAUUUGAUCCACUACAAUCUGCAGCCUUCCCGAUUCCUGAUGGAGCUUUUGGAGAGAGAGGACACUUCCCGGUGUGUGGUGUACACAUUCCCACACCUCACAAUCCAAGAGUUUGUAGCUGCAAUUGCACAAUUCCUGACUCCACAUUCCGGGGAUAUCCUGAAAUUCCUCACCGAAGCCCACAACACGACAGAUGGGCGAUUUGAGGUAUUUCUCCGUUUUGUUGCUGGUCUCUCCAACCCAAUGACAGCUCGGGGCCUGGAGGAGUUUCUGGGUCCAUUUCCCCAUGAAACAACCUGCCGGGUGAUUGACUGGGUGAAGGAGGAGGUUAAACGCCAGAGUGGAAACACGAGGAGUGAAGCUGGUAAAAGGAGCCUCAUGAACACAUUGCACUACCUGUUUGAGUCUCAGAAUCGUGGAUUGGCUCAGGCCACACUGGGAUCUGUGGAAACACUUUCAUUCAUGGGAAUGACACUGACCCCGAUUGAUUGCGCGGUCCUGUCUCAUGUCUUCGGGCUGUGUGGUACAAUAAAACACCUCGACCUGUGGAACUGCCACAUUCAGUGUGAAGGAAUCCAGCGGCUGGGACCCGGGCUGCACAAGUGCCAGGAGUUGGGACUCGGGGAGAAUAAACUAGGAGAUUCAGGAGUGAAACUGGUGUCGGCGGCUCUGAGGAACCCAGAGUGUAAAAUACAGAAACUGUGGCUGGAGAAUGUCGGUCUCACAGAUUCUGGUGCCGAGGAUCUCGUCUCCGCUCUCAGUACAAACCGAUCACUGACGGAGCUGGAUGUGAACGGAAAUAAACUGCGAAAUUCAGUAGCGAAACUGGUGUCUGCGGCUCUGAGGAACCCGGAGUGUAAAAUACAGAAACUGGUGCUUAUUGACGUCGGUCUCGCAGAUUCUGGUGCCGAGCAUCUCGUCUCUGCUCUCAGUACAAACCGAUCACUGAUGGCGUUGGACCUGAAUAAAAAUAAACUGGGAGAUUCAGGAGUGAAACUGGUGUCUACGGCUCUGAGGAACCCAAAGUGUAAAAUACAGAAACUGGGGUUGAACUGUGUUGGUCUCACAGAUUCUGGUACCGACGAUCUCCUCUCCGCUCUCGUUGCAAACCAGACACUGACGGGGCUGGAUUUGGGAUUGAACUCGCUCACAGACCGAUCAAUCCCCGCUCUCCGCCGCCUCUUACUGACUCGUACGAGUCUGGAGUGGAUCUGGCUGGUGAGAAAUCAGUUCAGUGAGACCGGGAGGAAGAAACUGAGCUCUCUGCAGGAAUCUAGACCUGGACUGAGAGUGAUCCUGUGAACAUCUGAAUUUGUGAACAUCCCCGCCCAGGGGAUGGGGACAUUUGGCCAAUUCGCUGCCCUUCCGUUUAAUCGCCAUGCUCCGGGGUUGAUAGCCAACCAUUCCAACGGACUCCAGCUCCACUCCUUAUCACAGUCAUGAAAUUCCAACGGAACUGCUUCCACCGGAUUCCUGGGUCCGGAUUUCUUCCCAAAGAAGACCCUGGGAAGUCAGGAGGCGUCCGGGGGCGAAGCUCAGUAAAGGACAUCAGUCCCUAGAUUGAUUAUCUGGCGAGAAGGUCACUCUGCUGUGGAUGAUACACUCAGCAGUGCAGUCAGUAUAAUGAUAUUAAAUUGACAAAUACCUCAGCAGUGACCCUGGAUCUGCAGCAAUCUCGGACACGGGCCUGAAGUGUGAUUUUAUCAUCAUUGGUUCCCGAUGCAGAGUGACGGUGAGAAACGGGACUGAUUAUUCAACCGGUCACUCGAUGUCGCCGGUCAGUUAAUUGUGUGUGACUGUGAGUGAGUCGGGAACAGCUUAUUUAUUCCCGCAUGUUAGAAGUUUACACUGUUUAAUUUACUUCUGUCAUUAGAAUCAGUAUCAACUUUAAUAGAAUAUGUCUUGGAAUUAGUUAACAUUGUGGUAGGUCUAAAAUGCAAUACAUGACAACAAAUAAAAAUAUAUACAGUAUGUACAUAUACGUAUAUUGAAUAGUUAAAUUAAAUAAGUUCUGCAAAAAUAGAAAUUAAAA
Messenger RNA from Mobula hypostoma (lesser devil ray), 4191 nucleotides. RefSeq names its product NACHT, LRR and PYD domains-containing protein 3-like. The coding region runs from base 354 to 3461 and encodes 1035 amino acids. Gene Ontology annotation, cellular component: cytoplasm. The record is from RefSeq and is a predicted model, not a curated record. The transcript is spliced from 13 exons. NCBI's taxonomy places the organism in Eukaryota, Metazoa, Chordata, Chondrichthyes, Myliobatiformes, Myliobatidae. Gene Ontology annotation, molecular function: protein binding.